This is a messenger RNA of Oryctolagus cuniculus (rabbit), 2629 nucleotides long. It is a transcript of the gene TBCCD1, whose product is annotated as TBCC domain containing 1. The record is from RefSeq and is a predicted model, not a curated record. NCBI's taxonomy places the organism in Eukaryota, Metazoa, Chordata, Mammalia, Lagomorpha, Leporidae. Gene Ontology annotation, cellular component: spindle pole centrosome. Gene Ontology annotation, biological process: maintenance of centrosome location; maintenance of Golgi location.
CCGCCGGUCUCGAUGGUACGAGGCCUCACGCUUGCGCGAUGGGCGCGGCGGCAGACGCUGGGCGGGCCGGCGAGCGGGACGCGCGGGGCGGCGGAGCGGCGCCGGCCUUUGCAGGUAUGCAAAGAAGCCUUGUCACCCAGAUGUCCUCAGAGCUAAUAUGGAUCAGUCCGGAGUUCUCCUCUGGGUAAAAGCGGAACCCUUUUUAGUGGGUGCCUUGCAAAUGCCCCCUCCCUCCAAGUUCAGCCUUCACUACCUCAGGAAGAUCUCCACCUACGUGCGCACGCGGGCCAGCGAGGGAGCGUACCCACGCCUCUACUGGUCGGCAUGGAGGCACAUCGCGUGCGGGAAGCUGCAGUUGCCUAAGGACGUGGCAUGGCUUUACUUUGAAAUAUUUGAGGGUCUUUCGGUGAAGACCCCUGAGGAGCGCCUGGAAUGGUCUGAGCUUCUGUCCAACUGCACGUCUGAGGAUGAAGUUGAAAAGCAGAGAAACCAGCUAUCAGUGGACACCCUGCAGUUUCUGCUCUUCCUAUACAUUCAGCAAUUAAACAAGGUCUCCCUGAGGACAUCUUUGAUUGGAGAAGAGUGGCCUAGUCCCAGAAGUAGACCUCAGUCUCCUGACCUGACUGAAAAAUCAAAUGGUCAUAAUAAGAAUUGGAAUGAUUACAGUCACCAGGCUUUUGUCUCUUACCAUCUGUCAGAUCUCCUUGAACUGCUUUUAGAUCCAGAACAACUCAGUGAAUCGUUUCAUUCAACUCAUAGUAGUCUAGUCUCUCGGGAAGGUGUCAUGGCACUGAGCUUUCUUAUUGAAGGUACAGUAAGUGGAGCCAGGAAGAUCUAUCCACUUCAUGAACUUGCGCUGUGGCAACCGCUGCAUGCAGAAAGUGGCUUCUCAAAGAUCUCUAAGACUUUUUCUUUCUACAAGCUGGAAGCCUGGUUGAGAGCCUCUUUGACUGAAAAUCCAUUUGGUACAUCUGCUUGCCUCAAGUCUGGAAAGAAAUUGGCUUGGGCUCACCAAGUUGAAGGUACUGCCCGAAGAGCUAAGAUUGCCUGCAAUACUCACGUGGCCCCUAGGAGGCACCGCAUGGUGGUGAUGAGCCAGGUUUGCAAACAGACAUUGGCCAAGAGCUCAGAUACUCUGCUGGGGGCACAUGUGAAGAUUCACCGCUGCAAUGAAUCGUUUAUAUAUCUGCUUUCUCCCUUACGAUCUGUGACAAUUGAGAAGUGCAGGAAUAGCACCUUUGUCUUGGGCCCUACAGAGACUGCUCUUCACCUCUACAGCUGUGACAAUGUUAAAGUCAUUGCUGUUUGCCGUCGUCUUUCCGUCUCUUCUACAACAGAUUGCAUCUUUCACAUUCUGACGCCUACACGCCCACUUAUUCUCUCUGGAAACCAGAGAGUAACAUUUGCCCCCUUUCAUACCCAUUACCCGAUGCUUGAGGACCAUAUGGCCAGGACUGGCCUUGCUACAGUGCCUAACUAUUGGGAUAAUCCAAUGGUCGUGUGCAAAGAGAACAGUGACACAAGUGUCUUCCGACUCUUACCACCUUCUGAAUUCUAUGUAUUUAUUACUCCCUUUGAAAUGGAAGGGGACACAACAGAGAUACCUGGGGGUCUUCCAUCUACAUAUCAAAAAGCACUGGACCUAAGAGAACAGAAGAUUCAAAUCUGGCAGAAAACCGUGAAGGAGGCUCAUUUGACAAAGGAUCAAAGGAAGCAGUUCCAGGUUCUUGUGGAGAACAAGUUUUAUGAAUGGUUGAUUAAUACGGGACAUCGCCAACAGCUGGACAGCCUUGUGCCCCCUACAGUAGCCUCCAAACAAGCUGCAGGAUAGGACUCCUAUGUCAAAACAAGGGCCCUAAAAGCAGAGGAUGAAUGGAGGACGGUGUUCUCAUCUGAGAACUAAAUGGGGAAGAUGCUCUUCCUGCUCAGGAGACUUCAAGGGUGUUUUCUGUUUCAGUCGUUUCCUUAUUGCCAUUCCCUACUCAGUUGUUACUGUUCAGGUUGAAUUUUAGCUCAGUUUCUGACUUUCUAGUGAACAUAUUGCUUACAGAACAUCAGAACACUCAUCUUUGUGAUGCUAAACUGAUAAAGUUGAUGAAGGCAGCCCCAUAGUAUAUAUGUUAAUAUUAAUGUAACUAUAGGUUUACAAGUGUAUUUAUAUUUUAAUUUGUAUUAUGAAAGGAUUUCUUCCUUUCUGGAGUCAAAAAGGGUUUUUUAGUUCUUUGUAACUACUUAAAAGGAAAUUACUACUCUGAAAAAAUACUUAGAAUGAAAGUAUGAUUUGUUGGUAUUUGAAAAUAGCAGAGAUAGUUUUAUACAAAGAUAUUUUAAUCUUAAAGUAUGAAACUUAAUGGAAUUGUGUAAGGUCUUUAUUUUGUAUUUCCUGUUUCAAAUUUUUAAUAAACUUGAAAAAGUAGUUUGCUCCUUUUAAUAAAAAAGAUUGUUAAUUCUCAAAACUUUUCAGUGUCAUUCUGUGACAUUAUAUGAAGUAAAUUUUACGUUUGAUUGGGUAAGCCUGUUCUUUCAGAUAAAGGAAAUAUGAUCAAGUUAAUGAAAUGAAAUCUGAUUGUUGAACAACAUUGAUUCGUAUACUUGGACAUUUAAUUAGUAAUUAUAUCAAAAAAGGGCU